AUGGCUGAUUCCAUCAUCCUCCUAUGUUGUGCGCUUUUCGUCAGCGCUGCCUGGCUGCUGCGAACACAAUUUCUCCAGCGCGGUAGCUACCGCGUUAUACGCAACAUACCUGGACCACCGUCGAACUCUUGGCUGAAAGGCAACUUCAUGAAGUUUUUUGACCGUCAUGGGCAGUCAUUUCAGCAGGACGUAGCGCUUAACUACGGCCCUGUUGUGCGACUCGAAGCCUUUUGCGGUAACAAGAUGUUGCAUAUCUCGGAUCCGAAGGCAUUGCACACGAUAUUCAUCAAGGAGGACACCGUGUACGAGGAGACAGAUGCAUCCUUUGCAUCUGAUGGAACACACAGAACUAUGAAGCUGUUGUUCGGGGACUGCCUGCUAGCGACUGCAGGCGAACAUCAUCGUAAACAGAGGAAGAUGCUCAAUCCAGUCUUCUCGGUCAGCCACAUGCGACACAUGCUACCAAUAUUCUACAGCACCAUCUUCAAGGUUCGAGAGGUAGUUCGUGCGGAAGUGCAAUCGGGUAAGAACGAGAUCGACAUGUUGGAAUGGACCGGUCGCGCUGCGCUGGAGCUCAUUGGACAAGGGGGUCUCGGAUACUCGUUUGAUCCUAUGGUGGCAAACACGGAGACGAGAAACGCAUAUGGCGAUGCUAUCAAAUCGAUCAACCCCAACCUGCUCGCCGUCGAAAAACUCCGCCGGAACCUAGACAUCCUCAUAGACCUUGGACCGCGGCGUUUCCGCCGCUUUGUGGUAGACAUGUUUCCAAACCCCCACGUACAGCGCCUCAAGUAUAUUGUCGACACGAUGGACGAGAAUUGUCGAGAGAUCUUCCGCGAGAAGAAGACCGCGCUGGCGAAAGGGGACGAAGCGACACUGCGCCAAGUUGGCGAAGGGAAGGACAUCAUGAGUAUCCUCAUCAAGGCGAACAGUGCGGCGUCAGAGCAAGACAGGCUGCCAGAGGACGAGCUGAUUGCUCAGAUGUCUCUGUUGGUUUUAGCCGCUACAGACACCACCUCAAACACGUUGAGUCGGAUUUUGCAUCUGCUAGCCGAACACAGAGAGAUGCAGGAGAAGUUGCGCGAGGAAAUCCUCAAGUCCGGUGCAGGCAACGGCGACAUCUCAUACGACGUGCUGAACAAAUUGCCUCUGCUGGACGCCGUCUGUCGGGAGACUCUGAGACGGUAUCCCCCGGUGACGAUCCUGAUCCGAGCACCGAGGAAGGAUUCAGUGCUGCCGCUGUCUGAACCGAUCUGCGGCGUAGACGGGACGAUGAUCAAGGAAAUUCCUAUUCCCAAGGGUACGGAGCUGAUUAUCGGCACGUUUGGUUGCAACGUCAGCAAAUCUCUGUGGGGUGAGGACUCCCUGGAGUGGAAGCCGGAGCGUUGGCUCUCCCCUCUGCCUCGUGCCGUGACCGAGGCUUCGAUACCCGGCGUUUACUCCAAUUUGAUGUCCUUCAUCGGAGGCAAGCGCGCAUGCAUCGGUUUCAAAUUCUCGGAGAUGGAGAUGAAGGUCGUUCUGUCCGUCAUGCUGUCCAACUUUACCUUCGAGCUGUCGGACAAGACGAUUGAGUGGAACAUCGCGAAUGUAUGGUAUCCGACCGUUGGGAAGGACAGCGAUCUGCCUCAACUGCCCCUCAAGGUGGGGUUGUAUAAAGCCUGA
This is a messenger RNA of Postia placenta MAD-698-R-SB12, 1662 nucleotides long. RefSeq lists its product as hypothetical. Gene Ontology annotation, molecular function: oxidoreductase activity, acting on paired donors, with incorporation or reduction of molecular oxygen; iron ion binding; monooxygenase activity. The coding region runs from base 1 to 1662 and encodes 553 amino acids. The record is from RefSeq and is a predicted model, not a curated record. Lineage: Eukaryota; Fungi; Basidiomycota; Agaricomycetes; Polyporales; Adustoporiaceae. The transcript has 14 exons.